This is a messenger RNA of Quercus robur (English oak), 2800 nucleotides long. Its product is annotated as respiratory burst oxidase homolog protein A-like. The transcript is spliced from 14 exons. NCBI's taxonomy places the organism in Eukaryota, Viridiplantae, Streptophyta, Magnoliopsida, Fagales, Fagaceae. The record is from RefSeq and is a predicted model, not a curated record. Gene Ontology annotation, cellular component: plasma membrane. Gene Ontology annotation, molecular function: peroxidase activity; calcium ion binding; NAD(P)H oxidase H2O2-forming activity. The coding region runs from base 214 to 2682 and encodes 822 amino acids.
UAGCUCUUAAGAAACCAAAAUACCACUACUCUCUCCUCCAUAUUCACGUAUAUAUCCAACAAUAUUCGUGCAUUCAUUGAGCACUUAUCCUAAAAAACCUAUUCAUCUUCUUUUUCUUUCAAGAACAUACUAGUCUACAUUUCACCAUUAUUACAUGCACCCCUCAUUAGAUUUUCCAUCAAAAUUUAACAAAUAAUACUAAGAUACCCAUCAAUGGAGACGCAUGUGAAGUCCCAACCCAACCAAGAGCUCUCUAUCUCAGCUCGUUCACUGUCAUCCUCAUCUUCUUCUUCAUCAUCACCAACAUCUUCUUCUUCUUGUUAUAAUGUUACUAUUGUUCCUCGUUCUUUCUCUCCUGUUCAGACAAAGCCUCAAGGAACCAGACCACCAUAUGAUCAUGGGACUAAUCAUGAUGAUGAUCAGUUGCUUGAAAAUGGAGAGGUGUACUCUAUGGCUGCUGAGUCAGCCAUUGAUAAUAUUGAAGAGCUAAGAUUCAUUGACAUCAUGGGCAACGGUGGGAUGGAGUGGAAGAACGUGGAGGAGAGAUUCAAUCAACUCGCCUUCACUCAGAAUAGUGGCCCUGAACCGCUCAUGAAAUGGUCAGAUUUCGGUAUUUGUAUAGGGAUGCAACAAUCCCCCGAAUUUGCUAAUGAGCUAUUAAGGGCACUGAGAGGAACAAGGGACUGGAAAUUUCAUAUCACAAAAUGUGAGCUUCACUGUUUCUGGUGUCGUAUGAUGGACCCCUUCUUCGAUUCAAGAAUACGAAUUUUCUUUGACAUGUGUGAUAGAGACAUGGAUGGAAGAAUUACUAAGAUGGAGAUUAAGCAGACUAUUUUGUUAAGUGCUUCCACCAAUAAGCUGUCUUUGACUCACGAGGAAGCAGAAUGCUAUGCCACUUUGAUCAUGGAAGUGCUUGACACUGAAAACCUCGGCUACAUUGAGCUAUCUCAAUUCAAGACUCUCUUUAAAGUAUACUUAUCAAGGGGCUCAAUUCAAAACAAUCAAUUAUCAAUCACACAUUCUCCUUAUCACAAUGACCCCUUUCAAGAACCAUUGUCAAAGGCCGAAGUACUAUUUCGAUCCUAUUGGCGACGUGCAUGGAUUGUUUUGCUUUGGUUAACUGUGUGCUUUGCUCUCUUUGCUUGGAAAUUCAUUCAAUACCGUCAUAGAACAGCUUUUGAAAUCAUGGGCUAUUGCCUCUCCACUGCCAAGGGUGCUGCGGAAACUUUAAAAUUCAACAUGGCUUUGAUUCUCCUACCUGUUUGCCGUAACACAGUUACAUGGCUUCGCAAACAUCAGUGGAUCAACUCCAUUGUUCCAUUUAACGACAAUAUCAACUACCACAAGAUGAUUGCAGGAGCGAUAGUAAUAGGUGUGAUCCUACAUGGGGGUACACACCUUGCUUGUGAUUUCCCAAGAAUCAGUGAAUCAGACCAUACACUGUUCCGGCAAACAAUAGCUGCUGGAUUUGGGUACCAUCAACCAUCAUACAUUGAGAUAUUGUGCACUACAGAGGUGGCAACAGGAAUUGCAAUGGUCAUAUUAAUGACAAUCGCAUUUUCACUAGCAACAAAGUGGCCAAGACGCCAAUCACCUUCACUACCAAGGUCUGUCCGAAGGGUCACUGGAUAUAACACCUUUUGGUACUCGCACCACUUGUUCAUUCUUGUCUAUGCAUUGCUCAUUAUUCACUCCUUGUUCCUCUUCCUAACCGACAAACUAAAUGAAAAAACGACGUGGAUGUACAUAGCCAUUCCCGUUUUAUUAUAUGUUGGUGAGCGAAUCUUUCGAGCCAUAAGAUCAGGGUUGUAUGAAGUGGAAAUUUUGAAGGCAAGUAUUUAUCCAGGAAAAGUUGUGUCCCUCAAAUUGCAAAAACCAGAAGGUUUUAAGUACCAUAGUGGCAUGUACAUAUUCAUUCAAUGCCCUCACAUUUCACCUUUUGAAUGGCAUCCAUUCUCUUUAACUUCAGGACCAGAAGAUGACUACCUAAGUGUGCAUAUUAGAACUAUUGGAGAUUGGAGUUAUCAUAUAUACAAUCUCUUCCAAGAGGCUAAAUCAUCUGGGCCAAAGGAGUGCCCAAGAAUAUACAUAGAUGGACCCUAUGGUGCUGCUUCUCAAGACCAUGUCAAAUAUGAUAUUGUCGUGCUAAUUGGCCUUGGCAUAGGAGCCACACCUUUUAUGAGCAUCCUCAAAGAUGUUGCUAACAGUAAUCCAAAGGCACAUUUUGAUCAUACUGGUUGCGGAGACUGUAGCAUAAAAAAAGGUCCAUUAAAAUCCUAUCUUUAUUGGAUUACAAGAGAACAAAGCUCCUUUGACUGGUUUAGAGAUGUCAUGAAGGAGAUAUCAAAUUCUAACCAACAGCAGUCUGUUAUAGAGAUGCAUAACUUCCUAACAAAUGUGCAUCAAGAAGGAGAUGUGCGAUCAGCAUUAAUAAGCGCAAUUCAAGCCUUGUAUCAUGCUAAGAAUGGAAUUGACUUUAUCUCCGGGACUCCGGGACACACACAUUUUGCCCGGCCAAACUGGUUUAACAUUUUCUCAAAAUUGGCUCGUCAACACAGAGGAACAAAGAUUGGGGUUUUCUACUGUGGGCCAUCAGCUUUAGCAAAAGAGUUGGAAAGGUUAUGCAUCAAAUUCUCCACCAAAACCUCUACUAGAUUUGUAUUUCACAAGGAGAACUAUUAAAUGUUUUCAUAACCACCCUAUUGGGUGUUGUACCAAUUCCACCAAUGACAAGGCCAUAAAAUGCCCUUAAGAUUGAAUUGUAUAUUAUCAUAAUAUGAUGCUCUCUCUCUUUCUCUCU